Solanum dulcamara is the source of this 1474-nucleotide messenger RNA. RefSeq names its product E3 ubiquitin-protein ligase BIG BROTHER-like. The transcript is spliced from 8 exons. Bases 438 to 1157 code for a protein of 239 amino acids. Gene Ontology annotation, biological process: protein ubiquitination; negative regulation of organ growth. NCBI's taxonomy places the organism in Eukaryota, Viridiplantae, Streptophyta, Magnoliopsida, Solanales, Solanaceae. Gene Ontology annotation, molecular function: ubiquitin-protein transferase activity; ubiquitin conjugating enzyme binding. The record is from RefSeq and is a predicted model, not a curated record.
CAGAUUUUAGCACAGCUCUAGUAAAAAAAAUGAAGCUUUUAUCCCCAAAAAAACAAACAAAAGGGCAAAAAGGCUAUGUAAGAAGGAUUUGUGUCGUUAGUGGAGAAAGGAAAGAGAUGUAAAAGAAGUCAUGGGUAGGGCUGGUUUUCACUGUUAUGGCUUCUUGUGAAACAUACCAUCAAUUGAACCAUUAUACACCAGUAGCGUUUCUCAAAAAAGAAAAGUGGACCCCUUAUUGUCUUCCUUCUUUGGAUAUAAUAUUCAUCAGUUCCUUUCAUUUAUCCUUUUUUUCACUAUUCUACAGUCCACAGUUAAAAAGAUCACCUGCUUAGACUCGGAGUGAACAACCCCAUCUCGUCUUCUUCCCUGAAAAGUACAGUGAAAGGAUCCUGCAGUCUGAAGAAGAAUAGUGUGAAGUCAUACCUGAAACAUUUACAAUGAGUAACAGCUUGUUACAUAGCCAUUAUUCGAGUGGUGGGAUCCCUUCAGAGAUUGCUGAGAAUUUUAAAGAUUUUUUUCCUGAUGAUGGGGAUUUGAGUUAUGAAGAAGUUCUUUUGCAACAGGAAACUGUUUACUUAUCAUUUCAAGCAAAUGGGAAAAACAAGAAUAUGAGCUCUGAAUACGGUCAAACCAGUAGCGAGCAUCAGUUAUCAGCACAAAAGGGUGAUUCUUCUGGAAGGCCUGAAUCACAGUUGGCUCUGGAUGAAGCUUUAGCUAGAUCAUUGCAGUUGGGAGAUGAUUUUGAGGAUUUCUGUAGAGAUGAGCUUAAUUCUACUGUGGCUGGCAUCAGGGAAUCCCCUCCUAGAGAAUCACCUCCAGUCAGGGCUGAGAAUCUGAACACGAGGAGACAAGAUGAUAUUGAUCCAGAUAGUAUGACCUAUGAGGAAUUGCAGUCUUUAGGAGAAGCUGUUGGCGAGCAGAGCAGAGGGCUUUCACAAGAUCUCAUACGUCGUUUACCAACUUUCAAAUACAAGACCGGAUUCUUCUCAAAGAAAAAGAAAAUGGGAGAGUGUGUUAUUUGUUAUGCUGCAUACAGAAGUGGAGAUAUGUUGACCACUUUACCUUGUGCACACAUGUUUCAUUCAGAAUGUAUUAACCGCUGGCUAAAAGAAAGAAAGAACUGCCCCCUCUGUUAUGAAGAGGUGAAAGAUGAAUGAUGAAUGACUUUGCAGAUCCAAAGCCUUGUUGUUCAACUGGAUCUGCCUUCAAAUUCACUUUUCGUUCACGUAAUAGAGGGAAUCAGCCCCCUUUAAAGACUUACUUAUAUUUGGUUUGUAAAUAGCCUUCUAGAUUGAUUCCCUAUAUUUAACUAUCUGGACAUAUGAAUGAGACCAUUCAGCAAACAAAACUGUCUAGUCCUGCUUCUGGUAUCAGCAUAUCUCGUUAAACAUUGACUUCCUUAUGUCUAAUAUAUAAACAACAUGAAUGUGACCAAUUUGCAGGCACAACAUUUUUGGUUGAGAUGACAUUAUAA